Molecule: messenger RNA, 1755 nt
Organism: Bombina bombina (fire-bellied toad)
Lineage: Eukaryota; Metazoa; Chordata; Amphibia; Anura; Bombinatoridae
Product: polyamine-modulated factor 1-binding protein 1-like
Exons: 1
Source: RefSeq, a predicted model, not a curated record
AAUCAGAUUGUCCUAGUAGAUGAAAGAGACCGAGAAAUCAGAGCAAUUAAAGAAACUGCUCAGGAGAGAGAGGCUGCUCUGUUGUCUCUAGACAGCUUGCGUGUGGCUCUUGAGGAGCGUCUCACAUUCACACAGAGAGAGCAAGAACAUGACAUUACGGAGCUAAAGGAGGCUCUUCAAGAGAGCCAGGAUGAAAAUGAGUCCCAGAUAAAGAAAGUAAAGCAACAUGAGUUGGAGAUUCAGACGCUAACAGAUACAGUCAGGAUAUUGCAAGUUGAGAAAGAGACUGCUCUGCAUUCCAUGGAAAAGACAGCUGCCAUGCUCACAUCUUUGCAAUCGGAUCUCCGAGAGUGUGAGAGAAAGAAAGAGAGUGCUGUGCAACAGCAGGUUGUGUUGUUAGACAACAAAGAGAGAGAUAUCCAGGCAUUGCAGGAGACUUUGCAGAGGUGCCAGAGUGAGAGAGAUGAUGCACAAUUUGCUCUAGAAAGCUUGGAGUCUCAGAGAGAGAUAACUGAGAGACAGACGCAGAUAGAGAUGAACACUCUGAGAGAGAAGGCUGCUGAACUGUCACAGAUUCUGAGAGAGACUGAAAACAUCAAACAGCAGUAUGAGAGAGAGUGCAAAGCUCUGAAAGCACAAAUAGAAAAUCUUUACCUCACUGAGAGACAGGGCAAAGCUCUGGAGCAGAGAGUGACUGAACUCUCCCAAGCUCUGGACAAGAGCAGAGCAGCUGAAGAUCAGAGAGAACAGGCCAACAAAGCUCUGGAUGAGAGAGUGACUGAACUCUCCCAAGCUCUGGACAAGAGCAGAACAGCUGAAGAUCAGAGCGAACGGGCCAACAAAGCUCUGGAUGAGAGAGUGACUGAACUCUCCCAAGCUCUGGAAAAGAGCAGAACAGCUGAAGAUCAGAGCGAACGGGCCAACAAAGCUCUGGAUGAGAGAGUGACUGAACUCUCCCAAGCUCUGGACAAGAGCAGAACAGCUGAAGAUCAGAGCGAACGGGCCAACAAAGCUCUGGAUGAGAGAGUGACUGAACUCUCCCAAGCUCUGGAAAAGAGCAGAACAGCUGAAGAUCAGAGCGAACGGGCCAACAAAGCUCUGGAUGAGAGAGUGACUGAACUCUCCCAAGCUCUGGACAAGAGCAGAACAGCUGAAGAUCAGAGCGAACGGGCCAACAAAGCUCUGGAUGAGAGAGUGACUGAACUCUCCCAAGCUCUGGACAAGAGCAGAGCAGCUGAAGAUCAGAGCGAACGGGCCAACAAAGCUCUGGAUGAGAGAUUGACUGAACUCUCCCAAGCUCUGGACAAGAGCAGAGCAGCUGAAGAUCAGAGAGAACGGGCCAACAAAGCUCUGGAUAAGAGAGUAGAAGACCUUUCCCAGGCACUGCUAAAUAAGGAGACGGAGAUUGAGGAGUAUAGGAGGCAGUCAUUAAGAGAGUGCAGAGGCUUAAAUGAGAGGGUAACUGAGCUUUCCAAGGCUCUGCUAAAUAAGGAAAUGGAGAUUGAGGAGUAUAGGAGACUGUCAGAAAGAGAGCACAGAGGCUUAAAUGAGAGAGUUUCUGAGCUUUCUAAGGCUCUGCUAAAUAAGGAGACUGAGAUUGAGGAGUGGAGAAAACAGUCUGAAAGGGAGUGCAGAGGCUUAAAUGAGAAGCUAACUGAGCUUUCCCAGGUUUUGACAGCUAAGGAGGCUCAAGAAGAGGAGAGCUUGAGACAAAUUAGAUCUAUGAUGGCAGAGAUCGCUGGACUUAAGGAAGAU